Candoia aspera is the source of this 1770-nucleotide messenger RNA. Its product is annotated as solute carrier family 22 member 2-like. NCBI's taxonomy places the organism in Eukaryota, Metazoa, Chordata, Lepidosauria, Squamata, Candoiidae. The transcript has 10 exons. Gene Ontology annotation, biological process: transmembrane transport. The record is from RefSeq and is a predicted model, not a curated record. The coding region runs from base 1 to 1629 and encodes 542 amino acids. Gene Ontology annotation, cellular component: membrane.
AUGCCAGACUUUGACGAUCUUUUGGAACACAUUGGGGAAUUUGACUUCUUCCAGAAAAGGGUCUUUUUUUUCAUUUGCUUCCUCUCAGCUGCCUUCGCCCCAGUCUAUGUAGGAGUUGUUUUCAUAGGGUUUAUACCAGAGCACCGUUGUCGGAGUCCGGGAGUUGCUGAAUUGAGCAGCCGGUGUGGCUGGACUCUUGAAGAGGAACUGAAUCACACAGUUCCGAAGGGAGCAACCAAAGAGGAUACGUUCACCCCUCAAUGCAUGAGAUACGAUGUCAACUGGAAUGAAAGUGGACUGAGCUGUACAAAUCCCCUGGAAGGCUUUGCCAGUCUGGAAAACAGGAGCCUCCUAGUGACUACCUGCCAAGACGGCUGGCUUUAUGAUGCUUCAAUCCAGUCCAUUGCGAGUGAGUUUAACUUGGUGUGUGGAGAUUCCUGGAAACUAGAUGUGUUUCAGUCAGCUGUGAAUGCUGGAUUUCUGAUUGGAUCUGUAUUCAUUGGCUACAUAACAGACAGAUUUGGACGGAAAACAAGCCUUUUAAUUGCUGUCUUGAUAACUGCAAUCUCUGGAAUACUUGUGGCCUUCUCACCAAACUACUUAUGGUCUGUGAUAUUUCGUUUCAUCCAAGGUCUGUUCAGCAAGGGCAGCUGGAUGGCAGGUUACAGUUUGCUUACAGAAAUUGUUGGCCCAAGCUACAGAAGGAUUGUGGCCAUUCUCUAUCAACUAGCAUAUAGUGGUGGCCUCCUCGCCCUCAAUGCUUUGGCUUAUGCAAUUCCCAGCUGGAGAUGGCUUCAACUUGCUGUUACUCUUCCAAUGUUCUUUCUCUUACUCUAUUACUGGUGCCUCCCUGAAUCACCGAGAUGGCUGAUCACUCAAGGACAGAAAGCCCGAGCUAUGAAACUUGUGGAUAAAAUUGCUAAAAAAAAUGGGAAACUCUUACCUGCCAUUUUUGAGAAUAUCAACCUUGAAGAACAUGUAGAAGACACAAAGUUUAGCCCUUCACUGCUGGACCUUGUGAGGACACCUCAGAUCAGGAAAUACACAUUAAUUUUGAUGUAUAACUGGUUCACAAGUGCCAUAAUGUACCAAGGGCUUAUUAUGCACAUAGGAGUCGCUGGUGGAAAUGUUUACCUGGAUUUUUUGUAUGCCACCCUUGUUGAAUUCCCAGCUGCCUUCAUCCUCAUCGUCACCAUAGAGCGUGUGGGCCGUCGUUAUCCCUGGGCAGCAUCUAAUCUGGUGGCCGGAAUCGCUUGCCUUGUUACAGCUUUCAGCCCAGAUGAUAUGCACGGAUUAAAGAUUAUUGCAGGUUGCUUUGGCAGAUUGGGAAUCACUAUGGCUUUUGAAAUGGUCUGCUUUGUCAAUGCUGAAUUGUAUCCAACAUUUCUCAGAAACCUUGGCUUGAUGGCAUGUUCUUCCUUGUGCGACUUUGGGGGAAUCAUAUCCCCAUUUAUCGUCUAUAGGUUGGCAGAAAUCUGGAGUGAGCUACCUCUUCUAGUCUUCACUGUCGUAGGAUUGAUAGCUGCUGGAUCAGUGUUGCUUUUGCCAGAGACCAAGGGGAGUUCUUUGCCUGAGACCAUUGAUGACAUAGAAAACUUCCACCAUGCUGGAUUAAACAGUCAAUCUUGAAGCAAAUUCAACUUUUAAUAAUUUUGAAAUAUGUAUGUUCAGCUGUGGCCCAUAAAAAGUCCAGAUCUAAUCACUAGCUAAUAAAAAUAUUAAAUUGUAAAGUCUUUCAUUGAGACAGGUACUUUACACAAACACACACAC